Molecule: messenger RNA, 1026 nt
Organism: Mauremys reevesii (Reeves's turtle)
Lineage: Eukaryota; Metazoa; Chordata; Testudines; Geoemydidae
Exons: 9
Coding region: 1-846 (281 amino acids)
Cellular component (GO): cytoplasm
Source: RefSeq, a predicted model, not a curated record
AUGGAGGAGCCUCCUGCAAGCCCCGAGCAGGAGUUGAGGGACUGCGGCGCUGCAGACACCAGCAGCUCCGCAUUCUCCUGCGGGGCCAGAAGCUCCUCCGUGCGGUCUGGCAGCCCUGUCUUUCAAGGCUCCUUCUUUGGAGAUACCUCCAGUGCCCAGGCUCUGCACAACCGCCAUUUCCGGAGCCUGGACACCAUCCUCAGGGGCUGCCUAACAGAGACCCCCACCGUGGAGAAGCUGCAGCACCUCCUGGAGCACAUCCAUCGCUCUCUCCUGGCAAAAAACACCCAGGAGAGAGCCAGGGCCGUCCAGACCAGCGCGGCCCUGCUCCAGUUUGCUACCUCCCUGCCUGGAUUUGACACCUCCUCCACCUUCUCCAAGGCAGGUGAAUUUGUGCUGCAGCUGGGUCUCUGUGCAUACCACCCAGCCAGUGACAUCAGUCGGCAUGCCAAGGGUGGGAUCAAUUGGCUGCACAAGCUCCUGCUCCAGAAGAGGGGGCUCAAGACCAGGAAGGCAGCAGACCUGUGGUGCCAGGACGGGCUCCAUGACCCCAAGUGCCUGGGAUAUAGAAAUCUGGCCAGGGUGGGAGAGGUCUUCGGAGAAAUAUUCACCGAAGACCAGAAGAGGAGUUUCCUCCAGGCGGGCCUGCUGGCCAUCCACCACCCCCACAACCGCAUCAGCCAUGCUGGCCUGGUGCUGAUGUAUUCCAUCGUGGGGGAAGCCGGCCAGCUGCUAGAGGACGAGGGGGAAAUUACAAACAAAAUCAUGGGACAGCUAUUUAAUAUCAGGCUCAUGGGCAAGCUGCCCGACGCCCUGAAGGAGCUGUGCUCCGUGGGGCAGGAUUGAAGGCCCCCGCCCCCUCGCAUGACCAGCUCGGACCCCCUGCCGCAGCCUUGCUCCAGGCCCUCCACCCACCCGCUGCACAGCAUUGCCUCCUCCUCCUCCUGAUCUUCCCCAACACCUUCAGUUUCAACUACAUGGCUUCGACCUCUGCAUGGAUAUGGACAUUGGUUCAUACUUCUGCCC